Culex pipiens pallens (northern house mosquito) is the source of this 2395-nucleotide messenger RNA. RefSeq lists its product as uncharacterized. NCBI's taxonomy places the organism in Eukaryota, Metazoa, Arthropoda, Insecta, Diptera, Culicidae. The record is from RefSeq and is a predicted model, not a curated record. The coding region runs from base 170 to 2395 and encodes 741 amino acids. The transcript is spliced from 3 exons.
AGCAAAAAGCAGGGGGUGGCUCAUAAAAGAUGCAUCCGAUGUGUUCGGAUGCAUUAUAAUGCAUUUAAACUUGCCAUUUUAUUGCCUGCCUUUGCUAACCAAACGUCUUUCUCCUUUCCUUGCAGACUAAAAUAGUGCCGUUGUACUGACUAUCACAAUAGCAGCAAGGAUGAAUGCCGAAGAAAGGGGGCAGAUAAAGGAGCGGUUCUGGAAACGUGUCCAGAAGGUGAUCGGUCUCGUGCCGCAUCGAGUCAUGGCCUUGCUGGAUAUGUUCGACCUGUCAGCAUCGCAAGUCAUCGCUGAGGCAAGUGUGGAAUGGCCGAAACUCAUCGAAGAUGAUGUCAGAAAGAGUGGUGUCGAAAUUUUCGAUGAUGCCGUAAGCCGAGGGCUCACAAGGUCAAAGUACGAUGUGUUUGGCCGGCAACAGAACGAUCUGGCAACAUUCACUGUGCAUGCCGCUGAAAAGGUUUCGAUCGACAAUGUAGGCAAAUUGAUCCGAAAGUACGGGAUACGCCAAUUCAUCGAGGGCUCACCGGUACUAGCGAGACGGUGCCAAGAAAUUGGUACAGACCAAGUAAAUCCUAUUGCUGACGAUUCGAAGAAAAUGCUUCUAGAGAAGUUGGCCAACUACUACCGUCAGCACGAGGAAUGUGGAGUCGACCCCGACUACUUCGUAGACUUGCCAGUGCUUACCAUUUCAAACACCGGGGACCAAGCGACAGUACGUGUUACGUGCGCAGUAUGCAAGAAAACACGUCCCAUGUGCAAGGGUUCUGGUGGCAAUUGGGUUACGAAUAAUUAUUACCAGCAUGUUCGUACACAUUUACGGGGAGUGGUCCGUAGAAGAGAAGAAGAACUGGCAAGUCUAAGUUCAGAAGAGGACACGGAUAGCGAUGGAGAUGGCGCUCACGGGGAUCGCGCUGUUGGUGGUGGCAGUGGAAGCGUUGAGGAAGCUGAUGUUGGCGGUGGCAGUAGUGUAGCUUCGAGAAACGAUAGCGUUGACGAAGCAGCUGUUGGCGAUGGCAGUGGUGGAGCUUCGAGAAGCGGUAGCAAUGAGGAAGCUGCAAAUGAUGGUGACAGUAGUGAAGCUGCUAUUGUCGAUGGUGAAACUGUUGUUAGCAGUGGCGAUGGUGGACCUGCGGAAAGCGGUAACGAUGGUACAGCUCCUGUUAGCGCUGGCGGUGAUGGAGCUGCUGGUAGCGGUGUAUGUCAACCGAGCAGAAAGUCGGUGGCAGACUUGAUCAAUCAGUAUCAAUACGCCGGCGAAGAACCACGGGACAGUGCAGCCGAAUGUCCUGUGGCAACUUCCAAGGCUUAUAACCUGAUUAAGCUCUAUGAGACCAUCGCAUUUAAGAGUGCAUGCAAGUUACACUACACCGAUGAAGAAAAGGACAUGUCGUUGUAUCGAUACAUAAUGGCUGGGAAGAAGUAUCAUGAGUUCAUGGUUGGGAAUGUUCCCGGCAUAAGCCGAGCUACCCUUCUAAGGCACAUGGACAAACAUACAACGGACAUUAAAGAUGGGGUGAUCGACGCGGCGGGUCUGAAGCGUUACCUGACCGAGAACGGCUAUCCGCUGACGGUGAUGCUUGCGGAGGAUGGGACGAGGGUUACCCCGCGUGCCCAGUACGACGAGCGAACAAACACUUUGACUGGACUAGUAGCUCCGCUUGACCACACGGGACUUCCCAAACGAAACUACUUUGACGCCAGCAAUGCGCAGGAUAUGGCUGACAAGUUGAAAAAUUGCCGACUGGCAAGCACUGCAUACGUUCAACUAGCAGUACCUCUAGAUCCAAAUGCGGCCCCGUACGUGCUGUUCUACAUGGGUACGGACAACAGCUUUACGUAUGCAGAUGUACUCAAGCGUUGGCUUCACACCAUCGACUUGCUGAAGAAGCAUGGCAUCACCGUUUUUGGUAUAGCUUCAGAUGGGGACCCAACUCUCCUGAAGGCAAUGCUCAGCAUCAUGCAAUUGGCAGAUGUACCGUGUGAUGAGCUAGGUGUUAGAUUUCUUUGGAAACUUGUUCAGCGCACCUAUCUGUACCAAGAUAUAACGCACACAGUGAACAAACUAGCGCGCAAGUUGUUCAAUCGCAAACGAGCGUUAAUGAUUGGUACAUCGGUGGCUAGCGUUACCCACCUCGAUGCCCUGUUGGAUAAGGUUUCGAAGGACAAACACGGUCUCACGUACGGUGAUCUUCACCCGACCGACCUCAUGAGCUUUCGACCUACGGAAAAAGUAAUGGAGGAAGCCGUUAUCAACCUGUUGGAGGAACAUGUGCCUGGUAGCGAGGGCACGGUAGUGCUGCUCCGCUACAUGAGCGCUAUAUACCGAGCAUAUACUGAUGUAUCGUUGGCGCCGAUUGAAGCCAUCUCAAUGCUCUGGUACAGUUAA